This is a messenger RNA of Penicillium waksmanii, 2799 nucleotides long. Its product is annotated as DEAD/DEAH box helicase. Gene Ontology annotation, molecular function: nucleic acid binding; ATP binding; hydrolase activity, acting on acid anhydrides, in phosphorus-containing anhydrides. The transcript has 3 exons. The coding region runs from base 1 to 2799 and encodes 932 amino acids. Lineage: Eukaryota; Fungi; Ascomycota; Eurotiomycetes; Eurotiales; Aspergillaceae. The record is from RefSeq and is a predicted model, not a curated record.
AUGCCCCGGCGAACUAGCAAACGCAAUGCCGAUGCAGCUGGAUUGACGGUGGCUGGGCUUGAAGAAGGAUCAGAUCGCGUGUCUCAAGCCAGCCGGAAAAGUUCAUUCUCAACACCAUCUGAUUCUAGCACUGGUCAGAAGGUUGACCCACCGGCAGACUAUAUCGACCUGACCGCGGACUAUAUCCCCCUGACACAGGUGGCCGGUGCCGACGAAGAGGAUGCUGCCGCAGAAGAAGUCGUGCAAGACAGCCAAGAUGAUACAGCUACAUCCAACUUUGAGAUUUAUGGUAUUUGUCCCACUUCAAUUGUGGGUGUACGCUUCUACCGAGGGCAUGCUACUAAGGGUGAGCAUGUUGUCUUGAAACGAGAACCUACAAACCCCUAUGACCGCAAUGCCAUCCGUGUCGACAAUGUCAUGGGUGCUCAGAUCGGCCAUAUCGGACGAGGAGUGGCUGAAAAGCUUGCAAAGUACAUGGACCCCAAGAAGAUUGUUGUAGAGGCUGUGCUUACCGGUACCAUCGGGGCUUACACCUGUCCGAUGAAUUUGAAGAUCUACGGCCCCGAUGACCCCACCGUGGCACCGGACUUGAAAAUGCAAUUGAAGCUGGAUAAUCUGAUACCUCGCGGAACUGACCUCGCAGAGCGCGAAAAGAAGAAGCGAGAGAAGCAACUAGAAAAAGAACGGAAAGAGGAAGCGAAGAAGGCUCGUGCCAUGGCCCUCAGUAAAGCUGCACAAGGCUGGCAGGCCAACGAAGACUCGCAAUUUGCCAAUCUAUCAACUCCGGGAGGAGUCGGUGAAGGCGAAGAAAGCCUCGAGGAACUGUUCAGCCAGAGCAAGUUCUUCAACCCAAGAGAGAUCGGCCAGGUCGUGGAAACAUUUGGACAGAAGGAGCUUGACCUGGCUAAGAUGCCAAUGGCAGACACGCCAACAGCCCUCUCUACGACAUUGCUUCCAUAUCAGCGACAAGGAUUGGCAUGGAUGAUCAACCAUGAAUCGCCUACCUUGCCAGCUCCUGGAUCGGAUGCUAUUGUACAGCUAUGGAAGCGUGAUGCGAACAACUUCACCAACAUUGCGACCAACUUCUCGACCACCACGGCGCCACCGCUGGCCAGUGGUGGUAUUCUAGCCGAUGACAUGGGUCUCGGCAAGACAAUCCAGAUUAUCUCGCUUAUUUUAGCCAACCCGAAACCACUAAACCCCAAGUCUAGUAAGACAACUUUGAUCAUCGCUCCUGUCGGGGUGAUGAGCAACUGGAGGAACCAAAUUCACGACCACACCCGAAGUGAGAAUGCGCCAAGUGUUCUGAUUUACCAUGGCACUGGCAAAAAGGAAGCUGGGAACCUGGCGAACUACGACGUUGUGAUCACAAGCUACGGUGCACUCUCCAUGGAAUUCAAAGCGGAUGCCAAAAAGCCACCUGCUAAAGGUAUCUUUUCUCUUCACUGGCGCCGCGUGGUUCUCGAUGAAGGCCACACGAUCCGCAACCCCCGAAGCAAGGCAUCGCUUGCAGCGUGCGGCCUGCGUGUGGACUCCCGUUGGACUUUGACUGGAACGCCGAUCAUCAACACUCUUAAGGAUCUUUACUCGCAGAUCCGCUUUUUGAAGCUAUCCGGUGGACUGGACGAUUUCAGCGUGUUCAACAGUGUAUUGAUCCGCCCCCUAAUGAGCGGCAUGCCCGAGGCACGUCUGCUUCUCGAGGCCCUUAUGGCAACGGUCUGUCUUCGUCGUACCAAAACCAUGAAGUUUGUGGACAUUCGCCUCCCGGAGAUGACAUCCCGAAUUCUUCGAGUCAAAUUCCAUCCCCACGAGCAGGAAAAAUAUGGCGCUUUACAAAAGGAAGCCAAGGGCGCACUGAUGGAAUUCAAGGACAAGCAAGGCACCUAUUCGCACCUUCUGGAGGUGCUUCUACGUCUCCGUCAGGUUUGCAACCACUGGGCUCUCUGCAAAGAUCGAAUUGAUGCCCUUAUGAACACGCUGGAGCAGAAUAAGGUUGUGCCUCUUACAGAUGAGAACAUUGCGGCCUUGCGCGAUAUGCUUCAGCUUCAAAUCGAAAGCCAAGAAGUGUGCGCCAUCUGCUUGGACAACCUGGAAGAGCCCGUCAUAACCGCAUGUGCUCACUCAUUCUGCCGUGGCUGCAUUGAACAAGUCAUCGAGCGCCAGCACAAGUGUCCACUGUGCCGGGCCGAUCUGAAAGACAAUACAAUCUUGGUAUCCCCCGCCGUUGAGCUAGGCGAAGAUUCCUCGAACGCCGUUGCAGAUCCCAACCAACCAAGCAGUAAGAUUGAAGCGCUUAUCAAAGUGUUGACUGCAAAGGGACAGGCACCUGGUACGAAAACGGUGGUCUUCAGCCAAUGGACUUCUUUCCUCAAUCUCAUCGAACCUCAACUGGAGCAGCGUGGGAUCAGAUUCGUCCGAAUCGAUGGCAGCAUGCCUUCCAUCAAGCGAGACAACUCCAUCAAUGUGUUUUCCAACGAUCCUUCCUGUGUCGUUCUUCUCGCAAGUCUCAAUGUAUGCAGUGUCGGUCUCAACCUCGUUGCUGCGAAUCAAGCCAUUCUAUGCGACAGCUGGUGGGCCCCAGCAAUCGAAGACCAGGCAGUUGACCGAGUCUACCGCCUGGGACAAAAGCGAGAGACGACGGUGUGGCGAUUGGUAAUGGAGGACAGUGUCGAAGAACGUGUGAUACAGGUACAGGAGCGCAAGCGUGCCUUGAUGUCGGCCGCGUUCCGCGAAACUGGCAAGAAGAAGGCCGAGGAUAGAGCUACACGUGUGGCUGAUCUGGAGAACUUGCUGGUGUGA